Molecule: messenger RNA, 1153 nt
Organism: Zootermopsis nevadensis
Lineage: Eukaryota; Metazoa; Arthropoda; Insecta; Blattodea; Termopsidae
Gene: CycC
Product: cyclin C
Biological process (GO): regulation of transcription by RNA polymerase II
Molecular function (GO): cyclin-dependent protein serine/threonine kinase regulator activity
Source: RefSeq, a predicted model, not a curated record
AAGAAAUUUGACAGUACCCGCAAUCCGUAGUAUAAAUAAAAUGUUCGAGUUAUAAUAAACACGGGAGGGAUGCUAAUAUUUUGUACUGUUGCCGGUGAAUUUACUUUAUUAUCAGUUCUUCAGACGAAGUGGAAUUGAUUCGUAGUUAAUUUAAAUAAAAUUAUAUGGAAGAAUCCUAUUUAGAAAAUUAUAUAAAAUUGUGUAUUGUUUUGAUGUUGCAUAGUAAAUAAGACAUUAACCACAGAACGACACCACAAUGGCAGGAAAUUUUUGGGAGAGUUCUCAUCAUCAGCAGUGGCUGUUGGACCGACAAGACUUAAUCCGUGAACGACAGCAGGACUUGAGUGUCCUUACUGAGGAGGAGUACCAGAAGAUCUUUAUUUUCUUUUCAAAUUUGAUUCAGAUUCUUGGUGAACAGUUGAAGCUGAGGCAACAAGUAAUUGCAACUGCGACGGUAUUCUUCAAGCGGUUUUAUGCUCGAAAUUCUCUGAAGUGUAUUGACCCAUUACUCUUGGCACCAACGUGUGUUUUCCUUGCUUCAAAAGUGGAAGAGUUUGGGGUCAUUUCCAAUAGUAGACUCAUCACAACUUGCCAGAAUGUAGUGAAGAAUAAGUUCAGCUACGCUUACUCACAGGAGUUCCCGUACAGAACAAACCACAUCCUGGAGUGUGAAUUUUACCUCUUGGAGAACUUGGACUGCUGCCUUAUUGUGUACCAGCCAUACCGCCCCCUGCUGCAGCUUAUUCAAGACAUUGGGCAAGAGGAUCAGUUACUGGCACUAGCUUGGAGAGUGGUUAAUGACAGUCUGCGGACAGAUGUGUGUCUGCUGUAUCCACCGUAUCAGAUAGCUCUUGGUUGUCUGCAGAUUGCGUGUGUGAUCCUGCAGAAAGACCUGAAAUCCUGGUUUGCUGAGCUGAAUGUAGACAUUGAGAAGAUACAAGAAAUAGCACGGUAUGUCAUCAACCUUUUUGAACUAUGGAAAUCAUAUGAUGAAAAGAAAGACAUCCAGAGUCUCUUAGCCAAAAUGCCAAAACCAAAAACCCAGCCCAGUAGAUAAGGCCAUGGACACAGGUGUUACACAUGAAGAAUUGCUGAUAUGGCUGACAUGUAGACACUCUUUGUGACAAAGUAAAGACGUACUGUUACACCUACA